Molecule: messenger RNA, 1535 nt
Organism: Moneuplotes crassus
Lineage: Eukaryota; Ciliophora; Spirotrichea; Euplotida; Euplotidae
Source: the annotation of a GenBank genome assembly
AGAGAGUAUGGCCAUGACAAAAUCAAGGUCCUCAAAUCUCAAGUAGCCUUGGUCAAGCCACAGCUAAGAGAUGUAGGUCGAUUGAUAGCCAACAGCUUCCAUUUGAAAUUAAACAAACUUCGAUUGCUGAAAACCUGAGAAGUAAACGAAAGAUUAGACAACAACAGCCUGCAACUCCUAAUAAUCUGGAGCUUAAUAAAAGACCUCAGAUUAGAAAAGAGGGAUCCUGGGACGAAAGCUCUGUAGAAGCUGAGGAGCUUGAGACAAAGAAAUAUAACCCAAGAUUUAAGCCUCCAAAGCCAAGCUUAAUGGGUAGUAUCCAAGGCUUUGAUAGUAGCAACAAGGCUGCUUAUAAAUCAUUCCAAGAUGACUCUAAAAAGAAGAGAAAGUUGAAUCUUUACAAUUCCAUUGAUAGCAGAAAACAACCCUCUAUAAAAUCUAAGGCACAUAAGAAGCCGAAGGAGGAGCCUUCAACAGCAGAAUUAAUAAGAUCAAGUAUUAAUGAACCCUCAAAAUCUUUUCCUUUAAGAAAUAUCUGAAAUGAAACUGGCCCUUUAAGCACAAAGUACAUCCUGAUCUCAGGAUUCCUUAAACCAAAAGAGAAAGGAUUAUUUGCUUAUAGGUUAUCUUCUGGAAAUUAUGGAAUUUUGUUCCCAAAUUCAUCAAAAAUCGUGGUUUCACAAGACUUAUUCCAAUUCUAUUACCUUAGAAGGAGUCUGAAGGAUGGGAAAUCUCAGUUCAAAGCCUCCUUACAUAACUUCAAGAAGGUCCCAGCUUGUUUAAAAUCCCAGUUGAAAGAGGUAUAUUCAGCCCUACAAUCUCUUUGUGGGAAGAAACUGCUGCAUGACUUCUCAAAUCCAGAGUCUGUUGAUGAAAGCUUCUACCUGAGCCAGAACAUAGUUUACUGCAACAGAAUUAGGCAAGAAAGCUCAGCCUUCGUGUUCAAGAUGAGCAACCAAAUUCUGCAUAUAAUCUUUACUGAUUUAACAGAGAUCAUCUUUAAUGAGAAAGAAUUGGUGUCAGUGAUCAUUACCAAAGAUAGCCAAAUUUUGAAAGCAAAUAUAGGAAAUAACUUCCACAGUUACUUUACACUAGCAAAGAAUAAUGAAGAGCUGCAUAGGAAAUUAGUGUUUGCUAAGGAGAUAUUCCAGAGGGGUAAUACGAUGAGUGUACAGAAAUCUACAAAGAAGAAAUAUUCCCUGUAUAUGAACCCACUAUCAAAGAAGCCUACAAAUUGUUCAAUGAACCUAGACUACAAGCCUUAUCCUUUAAAGCAUAAUAGGAAGAAAACUACUUCUGAUGUGAAUUAUAGAACUGCAAGGGAAGCUAUUCAAAAUGGAGCUGCACAAGAAAUCAGAAAGAAAUUAGCUUCUCAAUUUUAUAACUUCUCUAGGCCCGGUCAGAAGAGAAAUCAUCCUCUGUUAAAAAACAAAUCAGGCCUUGGAAAGAGCUCUGGUCAUUCAUUAAGCAAUGACUUCAACAAUAAGGCUCUUUAUCAUUCUAAUAUUUCAUAAAUAAGUUCAGGAUUUUUCUUA